GUUAGUAGCGGAAAAACUCCAUUAAGGUUCACUUUCUAAGGUAAAGGAAAUUUUCAACAUGGUUUUGGUCGGAGCAGCUGUUCUGCCUCAUGGAACAAUGAUAUUUGAUGGUGAUCCUCACUCGGAAAGCGUCGCAUGCCGUAAAAGGAAUUCCACAAUGCCUACAGGGCUCAUCAAACAGUGCUCUGCAUUGUACUCUUCUUGUGAGCGGGCAGCUGACUUGUUGGCCAAGAUGAACCCUGAUGUCGUUAUUCUUGUUACCCCACAUGGGUUAUCUCUGUCAUCUGGCUCGCUUGGUAUCUACUUGGCCUCUGUUACGCAAGGAAAUGCUCUGUGGAAUGACGAGUGGCGAGAAGUCGAGCUGAAUGUUCCGUUAGAUUCUCAACUCGCUGCUCAGCUUCUAGAGUUUGUUCAGCAGAGAGGGAUUAAAGCAGAUGGUGUCAUAACGUUUUCUAUGAUGGAGGCACCGAUAAGGUGGGCUGAGGUUGUGCCUCUAUGGUUUAUUAACAGUAAGACUGACUCGGAUAAGGUGAAGUACGUGAUUGUGGCUACUGCGAGAAAUACUGAAGGACUGGAUGUAAUUGGGAAGGCUUUCCACGAAUUUGUUUCAGGUCUUGAGCAGCGGGUAGCUUUAGUAAUGAGCGGAGAUCUAGCUCACACGCAUGAGACAACUUGCAAUAUUCCACUGUAUUUGCCAGGUAUUUAUAUACUAAUCAUUUCAUGAUUAUGUGUUCUUUUUGUCAUACACCCCGAUGACCUUGUUCGAGAGUAUCAUAUUGCGUGACAGACAGAACUCUCCAACAGCAUAGCUAAGGGUUCCAGCGCAAGGUUGCAUUUGAUCCCCUUUUUGUCACGGAAAGGUGAUAAAAUAAAACGACAUACUGCGAUAAAGUAACCAGAUGCUUGCACAAGACCCCAUACAAUCUGUUUGUGCCACUGUUACUUUGAAUUUUACAGUCAAUGUAGUCGUGAUUAGAUUCCCUGCAUGCCAAGAAGUAUGUAUUGAGACAUGUUCCUUUACAUUUUUAUCAAACAAUACAAUUGAUACAAUUCAGUCAAAAUGGUAGCCUGAGAGAAGACCCUCAGAACUAGCACUUCAGCACAAGCAUUUCUGUGCCUACAGGAAAAUAUGAGGCCUUGAGAUACUCUAGCCAGCAAGAUGUUUUUAAGGGUGCUACCAUUAGUGCCAGACAUCUGUAAAACCUCUCCCAACUCAUCUCCUAUCUUCCUGUAGGUGGAGAAAUUUUUUAUCCUGCAGCACUAAUGAGGGUCUGCUUGCUUGAUGCCCGGAGGUGAAUGAACCAAUCAGAACACUAAUAUCAAUAUCCCGAGUUGAAAAUUUGACAAUUAAGGAUGGACCCAUCUUCUACUAAGCUCUGUUAAAUCCAUAAUCCCAUGUGAAAAUCAUUUCGUGUUGAUACCUAAAAUUUCAGUGGGUCUCCUGUGGUAUGGUUCUAUAAUGAAAAUCCUUCUUCUCCUUUAAUGGUGAAAUAUAUUUUCACGAGGAAAAUAACUAGCACAAGCUAACAUCAAUAACUGAUUAUUAUUUGUAUCUUUCAUUUGAAAAUCCUUCUGUUGGGUAAGAAAUAUUCUUGUGUUUUGUUUUGGUGAACUUUUUAUUUAAUUAAUCACACUGGCAAGAGCCCACAGACUCCUGAAUUGGCUCAAUAGGGUUGGAACUUUCAUAGAAUAUACUAAUCUGUACCUAUGAAUACCUGCACUUGAAGAUGAUCCCUGCCAUGUAAACUCUGGUCAUUUUCCUUUAACUUAUCAGUUGUGGGGAUGGCGACAGUGGAGUGGGCUGAAAUUUGCAAAUGGGAAUUGAUCAAGGUGCCUUGUUUUAACCUUUUAACUCCUGUGAGUGACCAAGACAGAAUUUCUCCUUACUAUAUCUAUGCAAUAUCAUUCAGACAAGUGAUGAGAAUAAAGAAAAAUAUCAGUUAUGGGAUUACUAAUUGAUCCAAUACCAAAUUCUCCAAACUAAGGUAAUGAGAAUCAUUUGGCAGACAGUAAGAAGAAUUACUGAGAUCUUGGGAGGUAAAGGGUUAUUAACAGUAUAAUGUUCUAUAAUUGUUUGAGAAAAUUUCUUCCUUAGACCCUAGAUCCAACUUGAAACCAUCAGAAAUUGCAGUGGAAUUCGACAGGAUGUGGGAGAUGUGGGCUAGAGGCAUACCAUAUGGUGAUGAUGUGCUAAAAGAUACUGGUAGAGAUGAGAGAUGAUUGAUGAUGCUCAUUGAUACAGAGCUAACAUUCAUAAGCAGCAGUCAGUAGAACUAUUUGCAGCCCUCAGUGGCUCUGAUUGUAACUUUAUGGCUAUUGUUUUCCUUCAGUAAAGAGCAUAGAAUUGAAGUCCAACAUUCCAGCCCUGUUGAAUGAGAAGAGUAUUCUGGGUGGGGAUUUGACAGCAGGUUACCCAGUAUGAAGACUGCACUUUAGGAACAUAGUAUUAGUACAUAUUUGUACCAAAAUUUAUACCUGGCGACCUUUUUAUGUUUGAAAUGCAUGGGAUUUCUAUCUUAAGAGUGUCAAGAGGAACAUUUCAAGACAAGAGGGAGGUGGGUGGUGGGGUACUUGGGUCAUUUUUUGGGGGGUAUGUGCUGCUGGCCUCUCAGGACCCCUACCUUUGUAGAUCUUCUCAUUUUUAAAUCCUCACUUACCAGAAUUUUUGUAGGUUCUUUUCUUAUGGAUAACGCUAAACGGGGGAUGAAUCUUUAAUUGGCGGUGAAAACAGUAGGUUUCAUUCACGUUUCUUCGCAAGAUAACGAUUUAUCCGUUGGAUACCGUUAUUCAGCUUUUGAACAACUGGGUCCAGACCUUUGCGGGCAAUACUGACUAAAGAAAAACUUUCAUUUUGAAUGUAUAUUGUUCUUCAUAACUUGGUCAAAACAUUUCAUCUCAGGUCACGUGGAUGAGGUUCACCCGUGGGUGGCCAGACAAUGUUCACCGUGGCUGGACAGAAUUCUUGAAGACAACCCAAUAGCAAAGGCUUGUGGCAGGAGAAGCAUUCCAAUUCUCCAAAGUAUUUUAGAAAAGGAAAGUGAAGAGGGUGCUAAUGUCACAUCGCACUUCUUAGGCCGCUGGGCUCCCACGUAUUAUGGAAUGAUGACCGUUGUUUUCAAAAUAAAUAAGUGACAUUUGCCGUGGGCAGGAGCACUUUACUCCUGCUGUGAGUGAAUAAUCUCUUUGUUGUUAGAGCCUAGUUCCUCGAAUAAGCUGUUGACAAUCGCCCAGAAUGCUAUUGUCUUUCGCGACAUGUACUUGCAGUGCCCAUAUAGUCAGCGGGCGGCAUAAUGAUUUGCAUAUCUUGAAUUAGUCGGUUGUGAUUGGUCAGCAGAUAAAGCUUUGAGAAUACAUGAGUCUCUUGGCAGGUUUCAGCUGCUGUCAAUCAAACGGUUGGAUGCGCAAAGUAAAUCCCAAGGUGACAUAAAGUGAACAAUAGCAAUAAUUAACAAUAACCACGCUCUUAACUAAGCAUGUAGCAAAUUCUUUUGCAGCGAAUUCUUCUAUAGACUGACAGGCUCACGUUGGUCAAAAUGUUAUCGGAAUUAUAGAAAUUAGUAUCAUGAAAAUAGAAAAAAGAAAAAUCAGGAAAGUAGUAUCUUGAAGAAUAGUUGGUUUAAAAAGCGUAACUUGCGAUCAGGCGGUUUUCGAGUGCGAAAGGCUUGCGAUUGUGGACUGAAAACAAAAAAACGCCUGAUCGAAGGUUAUGAAAAGCGCUGCUCUGAGGAGGGGUGGGCGCCUAUGAAAUUUUC
Molecule: messenger RNA, 3752 nt
Organism: Pocillopora meandrina
Lineage: Eukaryota; Metazoa; Cnidaria; Anthozoa; Scleractinia; Pocilloporidae
Source: the annotation of a GenBank genome assembly